AUGGGAUUGUGCCAUAGUGACGAGGAAAAGACAGGAGUUGAGAAGAGUAAAGCUAUUGACAAGCAGAUCAAACAAGGUGCAGCCAGCGAUGAAAGAACUGUGAAACUACUACUGCUGGGAGCUGGAGAAUGCGGCAAGAGUACGGUACUGAAGCAGAUGCGCAUCCUGCACAACAACGGGUUCACGGAGGACGAAAUGAUGCAGCAGAAACGGGUUGUUUACAAUAAUACAGUGACAGCGAUUCAUCAACUCAUCAAAGCGAUGCAACAACAUCAAAUAAAGUACACGAGUCCUGAGAGGGAGGUUGAUGCAAUGGUCGUACAAGACGUUGUCAAGCAAGGUAAAGAAUCCGAACCGUUCACACCGGAGUUAGCUGUUGCUAUAAAGAAAUUAUGGGGGGACAAAGCAGUACAAGAUGUGUACGAGGAGAAACGAUUAGAGUGCCAUCUCCACGAAAGCACUCGAUUCUUUCUGGACAGCGUCGAUAGGAUAUCCAAUGUGAACUAUAAGCCUACAGAUCAAGACAUACUGUUGACUCGAAUAAAAACAACUGGAAUAGUGGAAGUGGCAUUUGUUAUUAAGAAAGUGCAUUUCAGAGUGUUCGACGUUGGAGGACAGCGAUCAGAGCGAAAAAAGUGGAUUCAUUGUUUUGAAGACGUCAACGCCAUCAUAUUUAUAGCCGCAGUGAGCGAAUAUGACGAAGUUCUGUUUGAGGAUGAGACGACGAAUCGAAUGCUGGAAUCGCAACGUUUAUUUGAAUCGAUUUGCAACAGCCGAUGGUUCAUUAACACGUCCAUAAUUUUAUUUAUGAACAAAAAGGAUUUGUUCAUGGAGAAAAUAAAACGUGUUUCGAUCAAGACUGCUUUUCCCGAAUACACAGGUCCGCAAACGUAUGAGGACUCGAUGAAAUACAUCAAGCAGCGCUUCGAAAUGUUGAACCAGAAUCCAAAGAAAACUAUUUUCGUCCACGAAACAUGUGCCACGGACACCGACCAAGUGCAAAAGAUUCUCGAUUCAGUGAUAUCGAUGAUCAUACAGCAGAACCUUCACAAAAGUGGUCUCUACUAA
Necator americanus (New World hookworm) is the source of this 1068-nucleotide messenger RNA. RefSeq lists its product as uncharacterized. The record is from RefSeq and is a predicted model, not a curated record. Gene Ontology annotation, molecular function: G protein-coupled receptor binding; GTPase activity; GTP binding. The transcript is spliced from 8 exons. The coding region runs from base 1 to 1068 and encodes 355 amino acids. NCBI's taxonomy places the organism in Eukaryota, Metazoa, Nematoda, Chromadorea, Rhabditida, Ancylostomatidae. Gene Ontology annotation, biological process: adenylate cyclase-modulating G protein-coupled receptor signaling pathway. Gene Ontology annotation, cellular component: heterotrimeric G-protein complex.